Molecule: messenger RNA, 1320 nt
Organism: Brenthis ino (lesser marbled fritillary)
Lineage: Eukaryota; Metazoa; Arthropoda; Insecta; Lepidoptera; Nymphalidae
Source: the annotation of a GenBank genome assembly
AUGGCGUCGAUAAACGAAUUGGACGAAGACAGUAACAUUUCGGUAACUCUUUCGGUUUCGGACAUAAAUGAUUCAUUAGAAACGGUUUCGCCUGUGUCACCAACCGACACCGCCGAGAGUUCAUCAUCGUCGCAAGCACGGCUUCUCUUACUGGAUGGAACAUUUUUCAAAUACUUGCCUGAAAAGUGUACGGGUAAUAAAAUCACAGCGCUUUGUAUGAAAUGUCCAAGAGAUGUAUUGACUAAAGUUAAAGGAUUUCAUAACUGUACGUCGAACUUUUUAAGUCACCUGAAGCGAAAACAUGGGCAAGAUUGCAUUGAAGAAUAUAAAACCUAUGUAAAAAAAAAGAAAAGUGAGGUCAAGAAAAAAGGUGAUACUUUUGUCAAAAUCACAACUAGUAAAACAAAGAGGUCGAAUGAGAAGAUAAUGUCACAAGAACAAUUCGAUGAAAAUAUUUUGAAAUAUUUUAUACAUUCCAUGAUUCCAUUGCAUGCAGUAGAAGAUCCAUAUUUUUCCAAAAUAUUCACGGACUUAAAUAUAUCUGAAAUGGGUCUAAUUUUAAUGAGUCGACGCACACUAGGACGUCGUAUAGAAAAACACUACGAAACGCAAGUAGCUAAGAUAAAGUCAGAACUAGAAAAAGUUCCCUAUGUGUGCACAACCAUAGAUAUCUGGACAGCGCACUGGAUCACAAAUGAUCUACGCAGAGUUUCAGUGGCGUUAGAUUGUCAACGAUUCAGAGGCGUCCACAGCUAUGAUAGACUAUCCGAUAUAAUUCAAGAAAUUAACGGUGAAUUCGACCUCAAUACGAAUAAAAUUGUUGCAUCGGUGACGGAUAAUGGCAGCAAUUUCGUAAAAGCUUUCAAAACGUUCGGUGUUAAAUUAACCAAUAUAAACAUUGAAAAUGAAGUUAUGCCCGACUCUCAGCCAACAGAAGCUUCUUCUGAAUCAGAUGUUGAAGAAGGUGAAUCAUGGAAUUUAGAUAAUCCUGAGCAUAUUUGUUUCCUUCCUGUUCAUUUACGAUGCUGUGCGCAUUUUUUAAGCCUUUGCGCAACUACGGAUGCUAACAAAGUUUUAACCGAGCAAGACACGCCUCUGUCGCAAAUGCAUGCUGCAAUAAUGAAAAAAUGUAAUGUUUUGUGGAAGGCUGCAGGGCGACCAAAAAGUGCCGAAACAAUACAGGAUGUGUUAGGGCACACGUUAAGCCGACCUGGUGAAACCAGGUGGAAUAGCUUGUUUGAUGCCCUCCAGCAAAUUUUCAACAUGAAAGAAAAAAGCUUACUUUUACAUAGAUCAUUAAACAUGAAAAUACUAUUAAAA